Molecule: messenger RNA, 1722 nt
Organism: Colletotrichum fioriniae
Lineage: Eukaryota; Fungi; Ascomycota; Sordariomycetes; Glomerellales; Glomerellaceae
Source: RefSeq, a predicted model, not a curated record
AUGUUCUCUAAACCACCGGAUCCUCCGGGCCUCCUCGGGACGACGCUCUUCGCCCUCGCCGUCCUCGCAACUUCAACCUCCGCAUCGUCGUCCCCAUCCACAUCCGCAAAUUGCGACCCUUCAACCUUUACAUUCCCCCUCAUCCCCGGCCUCCAACACAUCAAAACCACAGCAUUGCAAGUCCACAACUACACCUCCUUCCCAAACCGCCUCUCCGAAGCCUCCCUCGCGACAACAUCCGCCUCCACAACCGGUAUCCCCCCCUUCUGCAACGUCACAGUCUCCUACACCCACCCAGGCCACGAUGACCUCGUCAACGUACACGUCUGGCUUCCCCUCGAAAAGAGCGCGUGGAACGAGCGGCUCAUGGGGCUGGGUGGCGGCGGGUUCGUCGUCGGGGAGGUAGAUGGCGAUGGACCGAGUGCCGCACUCCAAGAAGGGUAUGUUGCGGCUGUCACAGACGGCGGACAUCUCGCGAGUACACCGCCCGGCGUAUGGGCGUUACGAAGCCCGGGGAACAUUGAUUGGCCGCUGCUUGUCAACUUUGGAUACAGGAGUCUGCACGAGCUCGCUGUCGUGGGCAAGGCCGUGUUGAGGACGUACUAUGACGCUGAGGAGAGGUAUAGCUACUUCAAGGGGUGUUCGACGGGUGGGAGGCAGGGGUUAGCUGUUGCGCAGCGGUUCCCGGGGGACUUUGACGGGGUGUUGAGCGUUUGUCCUGCGGUGGAGUUUCCUGCUAUGGUGACGUCGUUGUAUUUCCCGCAGUUGGUUAUGCGGUGGAGGGGGUAUUGGCCUUCUGGGUGCGAGUUGGGGGAGAUUGUGAGGGCUGGGGUUAAGAUGUGUGACUUGGGUGAUGGGAAGAGGGAUGGGGUUAUUGGAAGGUUGGGGGAGUGUGGGUUUGAUGUGAGGACGGCGGAGGAGAGGGAGUUUAGUUGUGAGGGCGAGAACGGGAGGAAGAUCGAGGGGAGGGUGUCGAGGGAGGCGGUUGAGGUUGUCGAGGAGGUUGUGAGGGGGGUUUUGGAUGAGGAGGGGAGGGAGAUGUUUCCGAGUUAUGUUCCUGGGACGCAGUUUGCGGGCUUGCUUGCUAUGAUGAAUAGUGUCUGCGAGGACGAGACGGAUCGAACGCGGUGUACAGGUGUGCCGUUCUCCGUGACGGAUGAAUGGAUCCGGCUCUUUAUCGAGAAGGAUCCGGCGUUUGAUCCGACAUCGAUGUCGAGGGAGACUUUCCGGGACGUCUUCCGGCGGGGAGUUGAGGAGUAUGACUCCGUCAUUGGGACGCCUAUCCCGGAUAUGAGACGAUUCAGGGAGCGUGGGGGAAAGGUGCUCAUGUGGCACGGCAUGGCGGACCAGGCUAUUUCUAUCAAGAUCGGACGAGGGUUGUAUGAGAAGGCCAAGGGGAUCGAGGCGAAGCGUGGGGUUGAGAUUGAGGAGUUUUGGAGGUAUUUUGAGGUUCCUGGGGUGAAUCACUGUGUUUCGAUGUACGGGGCGCCGUUCCCGUGGAGCGCAUUGGAGAAGUUGAGGGCGUGGGUUGAGGAUGGGCAUGCGCCGGAGCAGUUGGAUGCGAGGGGGUUCAAGAUUGGGGAGAAUGGCAAGGUGUUUAUUGACGAGGAAGUUAAAAGGAUUUGUCUUUAUCCCGAAGAAGGGGUCUGGGAUGGGAAAAGGUGGGUUUGUGUGAAGCCCGGAGAGAAGGCUGAGGCGAUUCAGGAGAAGGAGGAACUUUGA